Vanrija pseudolonga is the source of this 342-nucleotide messenger RNA. RefSeq lists its product as uncharacterized. Lineage: Eukaryota; Fungi; Basidiomycota; Tremellomycetes; Trichosporonales; Trichosporonaceae. The coding region runs from base 1 to 342 and encodes 113 amino acids. The record is from RefSeq and is a predicted model, not a curated record. The transcript is spliced from 3 exons.
AUGGCGCUGCUCGAGAGCGAGCGUGCGAGAGUCGAGCCGGAGUACACCCGCGCCGUGCUCUCCGCGUACGCGGGCUCCAAGCUCGCCCGCGGGCGGCCAGCAGCCAAAGUGAACGCCAAGCUCCUCACCCUCGAGCGGCAGUACCCGGCCUACGCGCCAGACUUUGCGGCGGUACGCCUCGCGCUCGACCUGCCGCUGUGCAUGAUCCUCGGGCCGGCGACGCCGGGGUACAGCGCCGAGUGGCCGUACCAUUAUGCCCAUCGGGGGAGGGUGGUGCCGCCGCCUGCUUACGACGAGGGCGGGGGCGGGGGCGACGGAGCUCCUCCGGGGUACGCCGAGUGA